GGGCGUUCUUGUUUUGUCGCGUUGCGCACUGUGUAGAUGGGGUGUCCCUCUCUUUCGUCUCGUAGCCUAAUUUAAUGGGUGCUUGAAUCGAAUAUUUUAACCACGAAUAGUAGUGUUCGGGCAUUUCAUAUUGGAUUGUAAUGUAGCUAUGUAGAUAUUUUUCCCCGCAGCGGUUGCGAUAUUUACCGAGAGUUUGGUAUCCGCUAUAUCGUACAGUACGGUAAGAUCUUGUUUCGACUGAAUUUCAUCGCUCGCUACCCGGUUAUAUUUCCACUGAAUCCUUUUAUAUCCGUACAUAUUACAUUUGAUGGAGUAUGCCUUGGCAUGACUUUUAUGAUAACACAUACUGUGUGCUAUUAAAUCUGAGAAUUAUUCAACGUUUGUCAUAAAGGUUUAUAUUGCAUUAUUGAAUGCAGGUUAAAACAUAAUAAUAAUAUUAAUAUAAUAAAAAAUAAUACACACACUCAGUUUAAUCUCAAUCUAAGUCAAUAGGCUGAUAUGUAGUCUGCAGCGCCCGGAUGUGUGGCCUCUCAUAGAUAACAGGGCAGAAGAACCACAUGGUGCAUUGGAAAACAAUGAAAAGGGUGAAAAAGCCCAAGAUAUAAAAUAUGCAUGGUCCUGAUGCAGCAGAUGCAUGCAGAGAAGACAACAUGCAUCAAAAUGUCUCUUCACUAGUAAAAGCCAGGGCCGUAGCUCGUGGGGUGAAAGGUGGUAAUGAUUCUAGGGGCCCACAUGUCCAGGGGGGGACCCCACAACAAAUUCUAAACUGUAUUUUUUUAAUAGGAAAGGGGCCCUGACCAAGAUACAGUCAAAGGGCCCAGAAUACCUUGCUAAGGCCCUGGUCAAAGCUGUUCAAAUCAGGCAGCAUGGACAUUAGCAAUAAACUGUUUAAUAUGUAAAAUGCAUAAACAUAAUAUAGUACAUUGUUGUCUUUAUUUCUCACUGAUUUACCCAAUGAAUUUUAAACCGCAUAGGUCCUCUUCUCCAGUAAACCUCACGCUAAUGGCUGAUUCAGACAGCACCUCUACGUCUGAUCCCCAGCAGCACUGCCCACAAACACCUGUCUCACUUUCAUUACCUUUCCUGAGGGAGGGUACUAAUGUGUUGGAGAGGAAACCGCCCAAGACAGGGGAGCCUCUCAGCCCACUGCCAACCAAGCGUACACGCACCUAUUCAGCAUCUGUGAGAGCCAAAUCUGGACCUGUCUUCAAAGGCAUUUGCAAAAACUUCUCAAGAUCACAAGGUCAUGGAUUCAUUCACCCCUCCCAUGGAGGAGAGGACAUAUUUGUUCACAUCUCAGAUAUUGAAGGUGAAUAUGUGCCAGUGGAGGGGGAUGAGAUGACCUACAAAGUGUGUCCUGUUCCUCCCAAGAACAUAAAAUUCCAAGCCGUUGAUGUGGUCAUCACCAACCUUAGUUCUGGAAGGAAGCAUGAGACCUGGUCUGGGCAAGUUAUCAGCUCCUAGCUCAGACUUUCAGUGUCCAGCAGAAGAAAAAUGCCAGAGAGGGAGGGAGACAUGAAGGAAUGGGUUAUGCAGAGCAAAAGAAAGAUUAAAGGUUAUGUAGUGCAAAAGAAAUUUGCUCAUGCAGGCGGAUAUAGAAGCUUAAAGUGGUGUCAUGUAUAUGUAGGAUAGGGAUGGAAUAGCAAUUAGGGUUAUGCAACUGUUGUUUUCUCUAGUGAUGAAGUUGGUGAAAGGUCUGUUUGGAACAAGGUUUGGGAUCUGAUUCAACUGAGCUUUGAUGUAGCAUUGGCAGAAUAUGAUAUAACUGUGACAAUUUUGAAACUGUAAUAUUUAUUUUCUUUUAUGUAAAGAGACUUUUGAGUUAAUCGUGCAGUGUACUUUCAAGCAAUUUAGGUUAAACUGAUUUCAUAAUUUAAAUUAAUCCACAACAAUGGAAACUAACAUUUCUGAAUUGCAAUUGAUAGGACUAGUAUUAGUUUUCUGUUGGAAAGCUACAAAUCCCAAAAUGAUGGUAAUGAAUUUUGUUGUCAAGAACAAUGGUUAUGAUAAUUCUAGUAAAACUUUGAUCAUUAAUGCAGUGUUAUUUUCAAAAUUUCAUAAACAUUUAAACUCUUUUUAAGGUAUGAACUUUUUCUCACAGCUGUAACAAAUUAUAGUAAUUUUUUUACCUACUUAUGAGACUUUCAUUAAAAACAGGCCUCGUUUUGUUGUCCGUGACAUAUUUUAAAAUAAAUAGCUUCCAUAUUAUGCAAAUGAGUUCCAUUAA
This is a messenger RNA of Myxocyprinus asiaticus (Chinese sucker), 2227 nucleotides long. Its product is annotated as cold shock domain-containing protein C2-like. The record is from RefSeq and is a predicted model, not a curated record. The coding region runs from base 901 to 1464 and encodes 187 amino acids. Gene Ontology annotation, cellular component: cytoplasm. Gene Ontology annotation, molecular function: mRNA 3'-UTR binding. Gene Ontology annotation, biological process: regulation of mRNA stability. The transcript has 3 exons. Lineage: Eukaryota; Metazoa; Chordata; Actinopteri; Cypriniformes; Catostomidae.